This is a messenger RNA of Tetrahymena thermophila SB210, 1103 nucleotides long. RefSeq lists its product as hypothetical. Lineage: Eukaryota; Ciliophora; Oligohymenophorea; Hymenostomatida; Tetrahymenidae. The transcript has a single exon. The record is from RefSeq and is a predicted model, not a curated record.
AUAUGUGUGUACCAUCAAAAUUAAAAAAACAUUUAAAAUUUAAUAAAAAAAUAGAAAUAUUGAUAUAUAUUUAAUACUAACCAUAUAAAGAUAAAAAAUUUUUAAAUAAAUUAACUCAAAGUAAAGAAUAUUUAUUCAGUCUUGCUCUCUCUAAAUGGCCUCAUCUAAAAACAUAAAAUAUUAAAUUUUAGAGUAUAAGUAUGUAAAUAGUUUAAUAGAAUGCAUAGUAGAAGCAGAAACACAAGAAGGAUCAUUUUUAUACAACAUGCGUAUAAAUAAAGAGAGGCUUGAAUAAGUGUUUAUUAACUUUUUAAAGCAUGAAGACCUUUAGAUUUAUAAUAAAAUCUUAAUAGGAAUAGAUACAAGUGAUGAUCAAGUGAUAGCAUUUGUAGUUGGUGAAGACCUUUAAGAUGUCAUUAAAGAAACAAAUUAAAAGUAGGAAGAUAAGGUGAUCGAUCAAUAUUGUGGAAUUUAAAAAUUAGUUCUUUCUGAAAUGAGUGAAUAAUUUAAACUCCCUGGAGAGAUGAUGAUAGUUGAUAGCUAUGGAGUUAGAAGGAGAUUCUAGGAAUUGAAAAUAGGUUAAAUAAUUUUAACUAAAUAUCUUGACCAUAUAGAAAGUUUAGGUUACUUAUGUCUCUCAGGACUCUGUACAAGUCGAGCUUGCCUCCAUAUUUGCAAAAAACUUGGGGGGAAAGUAGCAAAAAGCCUUCAUCCAAAGGAAUUAUUUUGUAUUGAUUCAAGUCUUUGCUCCAUGUUUAAAGAAAAUAUAGAGAUCCCUAUUAUUUAUUGCAAAAAAUAUUAAAUGUAACAAUAAUAACUAAUAAAUGACCAAAAUUAAUGAAAAAAAUAAUAUAUUUUAUUUAAUUAAUAUAAAAUAUAAAAAAUUAUUUUGUUAAAGAGACUUAGUAUCAAAACUAGAUAGUUUUUAGAUUUAAUUCUAACAAAUUUUGAAGAAAAAUAACAAAAAAACGAUAAAUAAUCUCUUAACUUAUAUAAAAUUUAUAAAUAGCAUGUUUUCAUUCAUAAUCUUUAUGUGUUUAUUUUUUAUUUAUUUUGGCCUUACUCUUUUUAUUUAUUUAUUAUUUCUUAUUGUAAAAGUCAUC